Molecule: messenger RNA, 360 nt
Organism: Paramuricea clavata
Lineage: Eukaryota; Metazoa; Cnidaria; Anthozoa; Malacalcyonacea; Plexauridae
Source: the annotation of a GenBank genome assembly
AUGCAAGUGAAAACCCUUUGUAAAAAAAUUGAAGCGCUUGUAACUUUGCGUGGAAGACAUGGUUAUCCCAACGCGAAGACUAUGAUUUUAAAUUAUUAUGGUUACAAGUAUGCGGGACGGACACCGAAGGGACCAAUUGCUGUAGCUGUAAAUAUAUCCCUACGACAUGAUUGCGUAUGCGUAAACGUGCGCGUGUAUGGUUUGCAUGCGAAGUUGAGAAAAACUAUAGAGGCUGUUGUUCGACAUUUUUUGCGUGCACGCGACAUAGAUGCUGUGCAAACAUUUUGGAUUAGUAGUCACGGGAUAGCUGUUAAUCAGAAUAUAUUAAACGAAAUAGAUGAGAUUGUAAAAGAUUUAUAA